UACCACAGUAUUAAAGUGAGAACUGUAUUUAUGUGAACAGAUCCAGCUUGUCAUCACUCAUAGAGCUUACACUCAUUAUUCAGCAAGCUUGAAUAUAUCGUCUGUUGCUAACUUUGGCCGUGCUCUUGACUGUUCAAUUGGUCAACAUAGAAGACGGUCGAGUUCCGUUAACAAUGGAGCAUGAUGCGGACUGGACGUCUGAGAGCAGUUUGGAUUCAGAUGAAUUAUCAAUGUUGUCACGCUUAGUGAUAUGGACAAGUAAAACGCCAAUGCCGUGCGGGUUUCCGCCUUGUCAUGUUUCGUAUCUCCAUGGUGAGCCAAGUGUCGCGCGUCACCACGCUGCGAUCGAUCAUGGAAAUAACAUAGUGACCUCUGAAACGUCUUCUGUGGAUUAUCCACAACGGCAUAGCUCGAUAACGUCAUCCAGACUGGACAAUGCACAGCACGGUUAUUCUCCAGUAAAUUUCUGUCCGCUUCCUGAGCCAGUCGUCAUCGCUGCACCACGUAGCGAAGUCCAGAGCAAGAACCAAAAAGAGGCUGAAGCUUCAGCAUCAGCUUCUUGCAACACUGACUUGGAGCCGCCAACGUCAACAGGCAGAAUACGAAAACGAUAUCUCCCCACAUCUAUUCCACAGGUCAGCUCUUCCCUAACUGGUCCAGACCACCACGCCGCUCCAGAAGAGACACGUGACUCGCCUAAUGACGAAUCGUCGAUCUACUCUGUUGACUUUGACCUGAAUCAACAGAGUAUAGGUAAUAUUAGCGAUAAUUCGGUAUCUCCCCAAUGCACUGGUGAAGUUGUAUCUGAAAAACCACACAAACCAACUGGAGGAAACUUGGUGAAAUGUAAGCUGUGCGAAAUGGCAUUCUCUAACCAGUCUAGCCUUACUAGACAUGAACGCAUGCAUCACAACCAGAAACCCUUCAAGUGCAAGAAGUGUGAAAAGUCAUUCAGUUACAAUUGUAGACUAAAACUUCAUGAACGUAUGCACUCUGGAGAGAAACCAUACAAGUGUAAGGUUUGCGCAAAGUCGUUCAGCCACAGUUCCAAUCUUUUGCGUCACCAACUCAUCCACACUGGAGAGAAGCCAUUCAAAUGUGCACACUGUAACAAGUCUUUCACGGAGUUAAAAUGCCUUCAAGACCACCAGAGUACUCACACGGGACAUAGGCUGCAUGUAUGUAAUGGUUGUGCCUGUGAAUUUUAUUCUGCAUCCAGUUUGAGACGUCACAAGAUUAAUCGAAUUUGCAAACGAUAA
This is a messenger RNA of Sycon ciliatum, 1259 nucleotides long. RefSeq names its product zinc finger protein 701-like. Lineage: Eukaryota; Metazoa; Porifera; Calcarea; Leucosolenida; Sycettidae. The transcript has a single exon. Gene Ontology annotation, cellular component: transcription regulator complex; PcG protein complex; chromatin. Gene Ontology annotation, biological process: regulation of transcription by RNA polymerase II. Gene Ontology annotation, molecular function: DNA-binding transcription factor activity, RNA polymerase II-specific; RNA polymerase II cis-regulatory region sequence-specific DNA binding. The record is from RefSeq and is a predicted model, not a curated record. The coding region runs from base 174 to 1259 and encodes 361 amino acids.